CGAAGAGAGCUGCGUCCCGACAGGCGUUCGCCAGGGGCGCCCCUACCGGCCGAGGCCCCCCCUCUCACCCGCCCGUCGCCGUGGCAACGGGCGAAGCCGCGGCGCGGCCCGGUGCGGAGGCUGGGUUCAGGGUCCAGGGUCCGGGCCUCGGAGCCGGUUUGUCCGCCCCGUCCCCAGCGCCAUGGCCGCCGAGGUGGCGGUGGUGGGAUCGUGUAUGACCGACCUGGUCAGUUAAAAUGCCUUAAACAUUUCUGAACAGAAUGCUACCCGGUUCUACGUGCCUGGAAACAAACUUUACCACGAGAUUGCCAAGAGCUGGAGAAACUGUCCUGGGACAGAAGUUUUUCAUUGGUUUUGGUGGGAAAGGAGCCAAUCAGUGUGUCCAGUCUGCUCGACUUGGGGCCAAGACCUCUCUGAUCUGCAAGGUUGGGAAAGAUUCCUUUGGCAAUGAUUAUGUUGCAAAUUUGAAGAAGAACGAUGUUUCUACAGCAUUUGUAGGUCAGACUGCAGAUGCUGUUACUGGAACUGCUUCAAUAAUUGUCAACAGUGAAGGACAGAAUGUUAUUGUCAUAGUUCCAGGAGCCAAUCUGCUUUUAAAUUCUGAAGACCUGAAGAGAGCUUCUGAUAUCAUCUGUAAAGCCAAAGUGGUUGUCUGCCAGCUAGAAAUAACCCCUGCUGUUUCUCUUGAAGCGCUGAAAAUGGCACGUGCCAGUGGAGUAAAAACCUUGUUUAACCCUGCUCCUGCCCUUGCUGACCUAGAUCCAGAAUUUUAUACCCAUUCUGACAUCUUCUGCUGCAAUGAAACUGAGGCGGAAAUUUUAACGGGCAUCCCAGUUGGCAACCUUGAAGAUGCUGAAAAGGUGGGACGCAUGCUGUUAGAAAGAGGGUGUAAGCUCGUAAUUGUUACUCUUGGAGCAGAAGGCUGCAUGAUGAUAUCAGUAGAAGAACCCAUUCCAAAGCACGUUCCUGCUGAGAAGGUCAGGGCUGUGGACACUACGGGAGCUGGAGACAGUUUUGUGGGAGCACUGGCCUUCUACCUGGCUUACUAUCCCGAGCUGCCCAUGGAGGAAAUGGUCAGGAAGUCUAACUACAUUGCAUCAGUGAGUGUCCAGGCAUCAGGGACACAAUCUUCAUAUCCUUACAGGAAGGACUUGCCUCAGGACCUUUUCUAAUUGAUAUUGUCUAGCUCAGUGUACUGAUUUUAUCUUAUCCCAGACAGCAUUAUUCUCCUGACUGCACAGACGUUCCCCUCCACUGACUGGAAAGACCAGGAAAGUCUCUUUGCUUAUUUGAGAAAUCCUAUUAGUUCCUGUUCUGCAAUAGUAAAGAUGGGGCUGGGAUGGUUAUCUUCCCAACACAGCACAGGCGGUCUGUCCAGCCCCACACAUCACGCCUGAGCCAUCCCAUCCAACCUACUGUGCUACGUGGAAUGCAUACAAAGCUCACAGCAAUGCAUCAGGAGGGUUCUGCGCUCCUGCUACAUUUUGACUUGAUUUUAAUCAGGCCUUCUGAUACGUGAUGCCAGGAAAUGAAGCUUUGAAAUUGUGACUUUGGUUCUCAGUUGCAAGCACUGAGGUCAGUGUUCAUCAGCACUGGGCUCACUGAAUACCCAGGGGUCAGCUCCUCCCCAUCCUGCAGCUCAUUGCACAGCUCUGGGUACUGAGCUCUUACACGCCUUCCUACGUGCCUUGGAUGGGAGCUGCAGCAUGUAUUGGGUCCCUCACAGUGGAGGGGGGCUGACAAUGCUACCGAGCCCAACUCUGAUACACAUCUGUAGCCAUACUGCUGUAAAGCCUGCAUGAGACAGCUGAAGGAGAAAACCCUCCAACAAAAUCUGCCAGAGAACAAACCAGAGGAUUGAUGUGAUAAGCUACUUUCUUCAUGCUUGACAAAAGCCCCAAGUUAAAGCCCUGGCCUACUUACCUGACUUGGAAUAAUAUCACCCUAUGAGCUGUGGUCACGGCUUAUCCAAAAGUGUCUUAUCCCACCUGCUGCCCACUGCUGCUUCCUAACCUAGGAAGAAGCUGCUGCAAUGCUGCUCCUCCUAGGAAUGCCACUUCGUGAUCACUACUGUUCAAUCUGUGGCUGGUAGGUUAGAAAAACUUGCAAUCCUGCCAUUGAAUUCCCGCUGUGGAAAAUGUUAAUUUUUAUUGCCUUUAAAAACAAUAGUUCCUUUGAAGACUACAGCCUCUUUCACAAUGGAAAACACAGACAAUGGGAUCUGCCAUUUAUUUUUUUUUAAUUGAGCACUGUAAAAAUAACUCAAAAGAUAAAUAAAUGUUACUGUGAUGAUCUA
Messenger RNA from Tympanuchus pallidicinctus (lesser prairie-chicken), 2296 nucleotides. RefSeq names its product ribokinase (gene RBKS). Gene Ontology annotation, molecular function: ribokinase activity. The record is from RefSeq and is a predicted model, not a curated record. Gene Ontology annotation, biological process: D-ribose metabolic process. NCBI's taxonomy places the organism in Eukaryota, Metazoa, Chordata, Aves, Galliformes, Phasianidae. The transcript has 9 exons. Bases 261 to 1172 code for a protein of 303 amino acids.